Molecule: messenger RNA, 920 nt
Organism: Mycena citricolor
Lineage: Eukaryota; Fungi; Basidiomycota; Agaricomycetes; Agaricales; Mycenaceae
Source: the annotation of a GenBank genome assembly
GUUUCAUUCUUCCGAGUCACUUCUGACCUCCGAAACUCUCAAUGCCACAUGACCGUAUUCAACCAUUGCUGGAUGUUCUGUCAAAGGAAUUGUACGCCGGCCACACUGAUUGGUAACGUAUGUGUAUUCCGAUCAAGGUCGGAGAAGACUCACUGAGCACAUGAAUCGGGAUAUCCUUUCUCUAUCGGGAAUUGGUCAUCAGACCGAACUGUGAUAUAAAUGCUCCGAGUCGUAGCUUGAGACUACCGAGCUAUUAGCCCAACAAGCCUCCAAAUCCACUACAGAUGUCUUACCCAACUUUCAACGCCGAAACUACUGCUGAGGAGGUCGCCACGGCUUUCACAGACCAGAUAAAGGGCAAGAAUGUGCUUAUCACUGGAACAUCUCUGAACGGGAUCGGUUUUGAGACAGCGCGCGCCAUAGCCAAAUAUGCUCAUCUCGUCAUCAUCACUGGAUACAACAAGGAACGAUUGCAGCUCACGCAGACCGAGCUGGCGAAAGAUGGACCCAGCGCCGAAAUUCGACCCCUGGUCGUGGAUCUCUCGUCUCUUGGAGAUGUCCGACGGGCUGCAGCUGAAGUCAACGCCUACGCCGAGCCUAUUCACGUCCUGAUCAACAACGCCGCUGCCGCCGUCGGCAGAUACAAGUUCACUGUGGACGGUUUCGAGAGCCAAAUGGGCACGGACCACCUCGGCCCCUUCCUCUUCACGGCCCUCAUAGCGCCGAAGAUCGUAGCCACGCACACGGCGGCAUUCACCCCGCGGGUCGUUUUCGUCUCGAGCGCCGCACACGCUUACCAGGCGUUGGAUCUAGAGAAUCUAGCCAAACCCGACCAGGAAUCGUACAUCCCGAUGAAUGCGUAUGCAAAAGCCAAGGCGGCGAACGUGCUUACCGCAGCAGAGAUCUCGCGGCGGUCCAAG